Lineus longissimus is the source of this 2335-nucleotide messenger RNA. RefSeq lists its product as uncharacterized. The transcript is spliced from 5 exons. NCBI's taxonomy places the organism in Eukaryota, Metazoa, Nemertea, Pilidiophora, Heteronemertea, Lineidae. The coding region runs from base 1027 to 2127 and encodes 366 amino acids. The record is from RefSeq and is a predicted model, not a curated record.
UUGGGCCACAAUAUUUUCAAGUGAAGUACAUGAGUAGGAUUUGAACAUGGAACGUUGAAUUUCUUACUUAUAAUACGAUCCAUUAAAGAGAUAAGGACCUAAUGUUGAAAGAUGACAACCCUUCAAAAUGGUUCCAGUAAUACUAAUAGUAGUGAUACCAGUCGUACCACUGCUGGCACUAGCUUGUUGGACAUCACCAAUGUAUUGCCAACCACAGCUGGAUCCGCGACAACCCACACGUCAAACAGCGACAACCCACAGUGCACAUGUGGAGGCGAGCUCACUGAAGAGGACGUACUGGGGGCCAAACUCCCAAAAACCCCAGCCAAAUGUAAAAAGACCCAACUGCAACUUUGGCUCAAUUGCCGAAAUUUAAAGUACCGAUGCAGAGAUAUGAGGGCAGUUCUGGUAAACAGAGUUCGCCAUGAGCAAAAUAUACCCCAUAGGAUCGUUGACCCAGACCCCGGAGAGUGCAACAUACGCAGGAAACAAGCCUCAUGCCCUAAAUGCAGCACCAUCAAUCGGCCAGUAUCACCGACCACUGACAAUUCUGCUGGUAAUGUGCCAAAUGACGGCUGGUCGAAGGAUACGAGUUGUUUGCCCCGGACAUUUGGCCAUCAUUCCAUUAUGGAUCAUAUUCAGAAGUCGGGCAAACACACCAUGUAUGUUGAGAAGCCUCUUGAAAAGGGGUACAAAUUCUUUUAUGAAAAUUACGUGCACAACAUUCAGGCGGUGAAGAGGCGGACAUGUAUUCAUGUUAAGGCCAAGUGCUAUCGCUCUCAAAAAAAAACUGAACCGCCCCAUUCCAUUAAUGUUGAGCUGUCUCAGGCUGCAAAAGUUGUGUCUGCAAAGUGUUCGUGUGCUGCAGGGGUUCAAGGUUUGUGUAACCAUGUUGCUGGAUUACUGUACAGCUUGAACCAUGUCCUGAUCAUGGGUCUCAAAGAAUUUCCUGAGGCUGGAACCUGUACAGAUAAUCCACAGCAAUGGCACAAACCAAGAACCUCUUGAAUAAAACCAGAGCCCAUCAUGGGAUAUCAUGUUAUACGCCCGUCCUACAACAGUAAGUCAAAAAACACCCGUGGUGUAGGCUGUACUCUGUACGAAGCACGUGGUCCCGAAACUGCUAGGCUGAAUGAGGUCAGAAAACUUGUGGAGGCCAUGGCGGAGAUUAACCCACAUUUGGGAAUCUGUCAGAACCUUGAUAUUGAACAGGACUUGUAUGUGUCCACAGCGAUUGGCUGUGAAGCUUUGGUUGGCUCUACCAUAGGUCAUCAGUUAGCAUCAACUGAAGGUGAUUUUAAUGUAUCUUGUGACACAAGUGCUACAGAUUCACUCCGUGAAGGUUUUGAUUUGACAUGCAGUCCAAUUUUGCCGACUACAUUGGGACCCUCUGUCAAUCUUGAUCGGUACAACAUGUCAGAACAAUGCAAGAAACUUGUUGGUAACUUGGAUAUUUCACUGGAAGGUGCCCAUGAGCUUGAGUCAAAAACAGUUGGUCAGUCAACCAAUGAGUUGUGGACAACCAGCAGAUCGAAUCGGUUGACUGCAAGUAAUUUUGGGUUAAUUUUCAAGAGAAAGGCUGCAUUCACUGAUAAAUUUACUCGUUCGGUUUUGACGGAUGUGAAAGACUUGUCCCAUGUACCUGCAAUUAGGUAUGGGAGAGAGAACGAGUCAGUAGCCAUUGACAGAUACAAGAAGUUCAUGACUAAUGCUGGGUUUAAUAUCAAAGUGUUAGAGAAUGGACUAGCUGUCAAUCCAUCAUCUCCAUGGUUGGGGGCUUCACCAGAUGGAAAAAUCCUGGAUGAAAAAUCAGGCUUGGGGCAAUUGGAGAUAAAGUGUCCCAUGUCAUAUAAAGAUAUAGACCCAUUAGAUGCAUGUAAAGAUGACAAGUUUUACUGUGAAUUGGUAGAUGGAAAGCCAACUUUGAAAAGGAGUCACAACUAUUUUUAUCAGGUCCAAGGUCAGAUGGGCAUUUGUUGUGUUGAGUGGUGCGAUUUUGUUGUGUACACUAAAAAAGGCAUGCUCAUUUCUCGAAUAAAAUUUGAUGAGUCAUUCUGGUUGGAUGUUUUCAACAAACUGACAGACUUUUACAUGACUACUUGUUUGAAAUUACUUUGCCAGGCUUAGGGCAUCAUGCAUUACUCAUUACUGCUAAUGGGUGUGGAAAUCUGCUGAAUGAAGAAUCAAGUUUGUAUUAUAUGUAUUGUUGGUUUUAUGAAUGUAACUCAAUGAGGUAUCGCGCAUUAUUGCUACUGGUGUGGAAAUCUGCUGAAUCAAGUUUGUAUUAUAUGUGUUGUUGGUUUUAUGAAUUGAACUCAGUGAGGUACCAUGCAUU